Messenger RNA from Otolemur garnettii (small-eared galago), 3275 nucleotides. RefSeq names its product lamin tail domain containing 2 (gene LMNTD2). Lineage: Eukaryota; Metazoa; Chordata; Mammalia; Primates; Galagidae. Gene Ontology annotation, biological process: chromatin organization. Gene Ontology annotation, cellular component: lamin filament. Gene Ontology annotation, molecular function: structural constituent of chromatin. The transcript is spliced from 16 exons. Bases 760 to 2664 code for a protein of 634 amino acids. The record is from RefSeq and is a predicted model, not a curated record.
GUCCCGAGCCAGCCGACCGCGUGGAAGUGAGUCUGUAGCAGCCGUCCGCUGCGGCCCCUUGGGCAGGUGUCUGUCCCUGCCCCCGGUCGACUUCUGCAGCCUUCCGGAGUGAUGUGUUCCUGCUCGGGGAGGGGGCGACGGCCUGGGACCGCUAAUCUCCGCCUGAGCUCCAGGGCCGGUGGGGCCAGCGCUGUGCUUCUUUUCUCUGACCGGCCCGGAGAGGUAUGAUCCCUCCUCUCCUGCUCAUGCAGGGCCCGUGGCGGCAAUAGCCGGCGCGCUUCGUGGUCUUGGGCUGUGAUUCCUCGGCAGGAAGGAGGUGGAGCUGUUAGGGUCCGAUGGAACUGAGGGCACGGCCACCUUGGUUGGGUAGGGGCCCAUCCUGAGAAGGCCUGGAGCUCUUUGCCCCAGACUCAACCCCACCGCUUCCAGCUCCCGUCGGGGUUCCGGGUCCUCCCGAGGUUUGGACGCUGAGGCCAGGCCUUCAGCACUGUGAAGGGACUUUAAGCCGCUCCUCCGCCCAUCCCUGCCGUCUCCGUGGCAGAACGCAAGCCAGCUGGAUAGCCAGGGAGUCUGGAGCCUGUUCUGCCCCCCUCAGAUCCAGCUCAGGGUGUGGGGCUUCUGCCUGCCGUGCCCUGCAGGGGCAGUCCUACGUAACCAAAGAUUGAAGGCGCUGAUAACCAUGGCAACGGUAGAGUUCUUUCCUCCCCAGGCCUGCUUAGAUCUCAGGUCUCAGCUUCCCAAGAACAUCAAACAUCAAGAAUGGCCUCCGAGUCUGGCAAUGAAGGUCAGGGAGCUGAGGAGGAGGCACUCUCAUCCCUGGCAGAUCGACACCUGGUCAGUGGUGACCUGGAGCCUCCAGCUGGCACACCUGCAGACCCUGCAGUUCCCAUGCACCUGCAGGACACCGACCCUCACCCCACACGGGUGGUCCAUUCUGUCAAGAUGCAGGUGGUCCCAGAGUCUUUAGACCCCUGCACCCUGAGGCUGCUGUGGGAGCAGCGAGAGCUGGAGAUCCAGGCCUUGCGGUGGGCCAUCCAAAAUGGCCAGAGUGCCCAGCACUGUCGCAUUCUGCAGGAGGUGGUGGGACUCCCCACUGAGAGGAGCUCCUGCAGUCAGGAAAAGUUCUUGCAGAAUCAGAUCCAGAAGCUGUCCUUGGAGCUAAAAGAGCAGAAGGAACAAGCCCAGAGGGAGAAAGAAGACCUGGAAGAGCAGCUUCUGCAGGCCAGGCACACAAUGCAGCAGCUGGAGGCUGAGUUAGAGACCUUCAAGAAAUCCUGCCUCUUGAAGUUGGCCCAGUCCUCCUGGGUGGGCCGGAUGCUGCGGUCCCAGACUGGUAGUGUGGAGGUAGUGACUGCAGAGACCCUAAUGGACCCCAGUGACCUCUCUGAUGACCAGUCCCCUGCUGUUGGGGAGGGUUUCCGGUUGGAGGAUGUAGACUGGAACAGCAUCGCCCAACGGUACCCCAACCUCUUCACCAACAUGGAAUCCAGCUCCGGGCACAAGCAGCCCCAGACACCCUCAUCGCUGGACCAGUUGAGCUUGGAGUCCCCUGACAGGCAUGUGGAAGGGUGUCACAAGAGUGUCGAAUGGAGCUCCCUGCCCUGGAUGGGCACCAGCAGCUCAGGGGGUGCCAACUCUGACUCCAGCAGCAGCCUGCUGGGCAUGCCUUUCCGUGUGCAGAAGGUGAUAGGGCACCCGCCCACGGCCAGGAGCUUCAGCAGAGACUCAUCCUUGGGUCUGGAAGAUUUCCAGGAAAGCCACUCAGAUCAGCCCAGCAAGACAGUCCUGGUGCUCCAGCCCCACAGAGACCCCAACGACCCAGUGCCCCAGCAGAGCGCCCCUCCGCGUCCCAGCCCGCCCUACUGCAGCCUGAAGAUUGUGGCUGUGAGCCGCCGAGAGAAGUUUGUUCGCAUUCUCAACCAGUCGCUGGAGGGGACAGCCGACCUGGGCGGCCUCGUGCUGAAGCAGCUGGUGUGCGACUUCCCGGUGUGCAUGUACCGCUUCCCGUCGGGCACACUGCUGGCGCCGCAGCACCAUGUCACGGUAUGGGGCGAGGGUUCCAGCAGCGCCAAGAAGCAGCCGCGCUUGUCCUCCGGCUACGAGCCUGUCCACUUCCACUCCAGCAAGGGAUGUGUGACGCUCCUUCUGAACCCCAUGGGCGAAGUCCUCAGUGAGUACCGGAUCCCACACUAUGUGACCCCGAUCUCGGACAUCUUUGCCGACAACACCGACUUGUCCAUCGAUUGCUUCCCGCUCUCUGAGGUUCACCCCAGCAUCCAGAUGCGCGAGAAGCCACGCCGCCCUCGAUCCCCGCGCAAGGCCCGGGUCGGUCGCUGGAGGAGGCCAGGGACGCGGGACAUCUUGCCGCUUCUGAGCACCGGCAAGUUCUUCCACCCGCGGGAGGCACUAGGGCGGCCGGAGGGCGCAAAGCCCAAGACGCUGGAGCUCCUGCCUGCCAUCCCAGAGGCCGGGCCGGGCCCCGAGGACUGCCAGGUCCGGAAAGAGCUCAAGGUCCAGGGCCCAGCGCUACAGGUGUGCCGGAAGAGCGUGGAUCGGAGCUGCCCGAUGGUGGCGCUGUCAGUACAGCGCACUGCAGAGAGCAGAUACGGCUUCCGCUUUCUCAGCUCCCUGCCGGUCACUGUGGACGCGUUCCGACGGGUGUAGGGGCUCGGGAGAGGACAGCAGAGGGAGUGUGUGGGGCUAGGCAGGUACUGCCAGCUGCAUAAUUUAUUGAACCAACGUUGCCUACAAAGUAAACCACAUUCUGUACAGCUGAGAGUUGACAAUGAUUUCCAUCCUGCCCCCAGAGGAGGGAAUUGGCUGCCCCACGCCUGCGUGAGAACCCCACAGAUCCCCCAAGGUUGGGAGGCCCGGAUACACCCUGAGCGGUCUAGUGCAAACACCUUGGACCCACGGACAAUUGGAGGGUUCUCGAAGGGCCCACCCCCAGUUCCGGAUACUUGGGCUCUGGCCCCAGCUAUCUGACAGGCCUGGCUCCAGGGCUGUUCCUCCGGGAAGCCUGGCCCCAAGGAAGGAUGGGGAUUGGACUCUUCUUAUCCAGGCUAAACCCAAGCCUGGGUCCUAACCUGGGCUCUGUGCCCCCUUAGCUAGUCCCAAGCUCCCACUGUCCUCUACUAGGAGGGUCCUCUCCAGGGCCACACUCACUUCCCACCCCCCAACACAGCAGCCCAGAUGCUCUGGUCUGGUGAGGCCAGAGUCCACAUAGGGUUGGAAGACCACAUGAGAUCCUUGGCCCUAGUCCAGGCAAGCUUGGC